UUGAAAUUCAAACCAUUACAUACAUUAUUACAAGUAGGAAAGACAACAAAAUAUUAUAGUUUUAUUAAUUGGAUAUCAUUUUUUAUUUUAGGCUUCAACAUGCGCACCUACAAAAGAACAAGUAAUAGAUGCCAGACUUCCCAAGACGUUGUUUUAACAGCAGUAAAGAAAGUUAAACUCGAAGGGAAGUCCAUCAGAAGCGUAGCAAAGGAUUUUGGAAUUCCAUUUCGCUCUUUGGCUCGAUAUUGUAGCAAAGUAACUGAAGAAAAACUUAUUGCUCCACAAGAUACCCCACCUCUUACAAUUGGCUACAAGAAACUGAGACAGGUUUUUACAAACGAACAAGAGAAUGAGUUUGCUGAUUAUUUGAAGAAAGCAGCUGAUAUUUAUUAUGGAUUGUCACCAAAGGAAGUCAGGAAAUUCGCAUUUGAAUAUGCAGUGAGACUUAAGGUAAGGUUUCCUUCUUCUUGGGCUGACUGUGAAAUGGCAGGUGCGGAUUGGUUUUCUGCAUUUUUAAAACGGCAUCCUACACUUUCUAUAAGAACACCUGAAGCGACCAGUCUUUCAAGGGCUACGUGUUUCAAUCGCACUAAUGUGAAAGCAUUUUUCGACAAUUUGAAAGACGUUAUGAAUAGAUUGAAAAUUGGGCCUGGAGAUGUGUGGAACAUGGACGAGACUGGUAUCACUACAGUGCAAAGACCAGACAGAGUAGUUGCACGGAAAGGUUUUAAGCAAGUAGGUAAAAUUACUUCUGCCGAAAGAGGAACUCUAGUUACUGUAGCUGUUGCAGUAUCUGCGACAGGAAAUCAUGUGCCACCAUAUUUUGUUUUCCCUCGCGUCAAUUUUCGUGAAUAUUUUCUGAAAGGAGCGCCUAUAGGUAGUUCUGGAGAUGCAAAUGCUACCGGCUGGAUGAAGGAAGCAAAUUUCGUCAAAUUUGCACAUCACUUCGUAACAAAUGUUAAGUGUUCCAAAGAAAACCCAUGUCUGUUGCUACUUGACAAUCACGACUCACAUCUUUCAAUUGAAGCAUUGGACUACCUUAAAGAUAAGGGGGUCACUGUCCUUUCUUUCCCUCCACACUGCAGCCAUAAACUGCAACCAUUAGACCGGAGUGUAUUUGGCCCUUUAAAGAAAUUUGUGAACAGUGCCUGUGAUUCUUGGCUGGUGAACCAUCCUGGGAAAACAAUGACUAUUUAUGACAUACCUGAAGUUGUAAAUGCUGCUUUUUCUAGUGCGGUUACGCCGAGAAAUAUUUUAUCUGGUUUCAGAGUAAGUGGGGUAUCACCUUUCAACCCUGAUGUCUUUAAGGAUACAGAUUAUCUUGGUUGUUACGUAACAGACCGCCCAGCACCUGACGAAAAUGAUGUUGACAGUGGAGAAUUGCCUAAUUCAGACAACACUGUUCAAUGUAGACCAAAUGAACCUGUAAUCAUGGAAGCAGGCCCUUCAAAUAUGCUGAUUGUACAACUAACUGAGGAAGAAGCUGAUCAGGAAACGUCAAUGGACGUAACGAGCAGGGGCUUACACGAAAUCGCAUCACAAGAUAAGGAAAUUGUAGUUGAUUCUACGUGCAACAUAAGCCCAGAAAUGGUGAGACCAUUUCCCAAAGCUGGUCCAAGGAAAAAUAACCGGGUAAAUAAUAGGAAAAGGAAGAGUGAAGUGUUGACAGAUACUCCAAUAAGAAAUGAAUUAGCUAAAAAGAAAUCAGAUAUUGAUAAGAAGAAAGGAGCUAAGAAAAACUUGUUUGGAAGUUCGAAAGAUACAGUUCAGAAUCCACGCAAGUCUAAGCAAAAACCGACAUCGAGUAACAAAGCAGUGAACCAGCAUGUGAACUGA
Bacillus rossius redtenbacheri is the source of this 1836-nucleotide messenger RNA. RefSeq lists its product as uncharacterized. Gene Ontology annotation, molecular function: DNA binding. Bases 100 to 1836 code for a protein of 578 amino acids. Gene Ontology annotation, cellular component: nucleus. The transcript is spliced from 3 exons. The record is from RefSeq and is a predicted model, not a curated record. NCBI's taxonomy places the organism in Eukaryota, Metazoa, Arthropoda, Insecta, Phasmatodea, Bacillidae.